Messenger RNA from Seminavis robusta, 582 nucleotides. NCBI's taxonomy places the organism in Eukaryota, Bacillariophyta, Bacillariophyceae, Naviculales, Naviculaceae. The record is from the annotation of a GenBank genome assembly.
AUGAGUACUUUGAUGGCCCCCAAGCUGAUUUCCAAGGAUUCCAAUUCCGGUGAUUCCUUGGAGUGUUCGGUCCACACGUUGCCCAAGCCUUUGGUCCGAGAAUUCCAUCAUGUCUUUGCGGAAAAGUACCUCCGUCAAUCGUCGCCGGCAACUUCCUCCUCUACCGUAGUUGUACCAUUGGAUGUCCUUGCCAUUCCUACCAAUCAACGCGCCAGAAUGGAUCUGGUCAAUGUGGGGGAUCAUGUCGAACAAGAAAAGGACCGAUUGCUCAAUACUUUUAUAGAUUUUGCCCGAGAUUUCUGCGAAAAGGUGUUGGCACAGGGUUACUGGGCGGAUUUUAUUGAUCCUUGUUCGGGCCUGCCAAUGAUCACUACGGAUUGCAACAAGGUUUAUAGUGAGGUAGACGGCAUGGAGUGUCUACUCCACUACAAGAGUCACAAUGCUGGAUUCUGCAAGGUUUUGACACAUCCAAAAUGGGGAAGUGCUGUAUACCCAGCAACCAUCUUUGCCUAUGCUCCAAAGCAAGUUGUGAUCCGAUUGUUGAGUGAACACUACCCUGCCGCUUCGGAAGCCAGCAACUAG